Molecule: messenger RNA, 3437 nt
Organism: Anopheles nili
Lineage: Eukaryota; Metazoa; Arthropoda; Insecta; Diptera; Culicidae
Exons: 4
Coding region: 1-2544 (847 amino acids)
Biological process (GO): immune response; protein polyubiquitination; antigen processing and presentation of peptide antigen via MHC class II
Cellular component (GO): late endosome membrane; lysosome; early endosome membrane
Molecular function (GO): ubiquitin protein ligase activity; MHC protein binding; zinc ion binding
Source: RefSeq, a predicted model, not a curated record
AUGUCGAUUUCGAACGGGAAAACUUCGUCCGACAUCGAGAACGUGGACUGGAACUCGUCCGGGAUGUUGACUCACACCAGGUACGGUUCCACCAGCAGCCAGGUGUCGCAGAGCAGCGGCGACAUUUGCCGCAUCUGCCACUGCGAGUCGGACACGCUCAACCCGCUCCUGACGCCCUGCUACUGCUCCGGCAGCCUGAAGUUCGUGCACCAGACCUGCCUGCAGCAGUGGCUGACGGCGUCGGAAACGAACGCCUGCGAGCUGUGCAAGUUCCCGUUCAUUAUGCACACGAAAAUCAAACCAUUCAACGAGUGGCGCAGCCUGGACAUGUCCGGUGUGGAAAGACGUCGGCUUUGCUGUGCGGUUCUGUUCCACUGUGCGGCCGGUUUGUGCGUCAUUUGGUCGCUGUGUGUGCUGAUCGAACGAGCCGCUGAGGAAGUACGCCGUGGCCAGAUUGGGUGGCCCUUUUGGACUAAGUUGAUCGUGGUAACGGUCGGGCUUACUGGCGGCGUCGUCUUUAUGUACAUUCAAUGCAAGCAGUAUUUGAACCUUUGCAACCGCUGGCGAGCGAGAAACCGCAUACUGCUCAUCCAGAACGUCCCGGAGAAAAUCCAUCCACCGCAAUCACCACAAAUGCCCCAGUUCCGGCGGGUUCAUACAGCGGCCACAUCCGGCCAGUCGCUCGGUGGCACUAUGGGCAUUAACGCAGUCAAUAACGCCGUCACGGCAACGGCCAACUCGGCAGCAGCGGCCUCAGUCGCCCAACUGAACGUCUGCCAGUCAUCGUUCGAUCACCCACUUGGGACGACGGCUGUAACGGUUAGCGUUGGUGGAAGUAGUGGCCCUUCAACGGGCGGUGGUGGUAACCAUUGCGAGCUGCAACUGAGCCAACAGGGUCACAUUAUUGCGGCAAACAUCGAGAGCAACUCGAUCGGUGGGUACGAUCGAGACUGGACACUGGACGAUAUCAGUCAGGUGUCGUUUAAACCGUGCCUGCAGGGCAGCGGAAGCCUCACACCGAUGCCGUUUCAUGAUUCGGUGCACAACAUUUGCGAAACGACGACCGGGAGUGGCAGUGGCGUUAUGGUGAUGAGUGCAGCCUCAACCACGGCCGCAGGAUCUGCUGCCACCGGUGCUGGGACGAGUGGUAGCAAUAAUCAUCGCUAUUCAACCGCGUCCAGCUCGUCAAAUCAAUGCGCUCAAAGUACGGAACAAAGUGUAACGAACAAUAAUGGAGUGGGUAACGGUGGGGCCAGCAAACCGAUGGCCGGUGCUGAGCUGAAUCUGUUAAGUAAGCUCAAUAGCGUAGCAUCGGAGAGAAGCAGAAGCAACUCGCCGAAUGUUGGGACGGCGGCGAUGAUUCCUCCAACGGGUGCGGGUGCGAUGGGACGGUACGUGAAUUCGGCCAUAUUCCUCGAAAACCGCGACAUUUUAAAUGAUCCUUGCGUCACGGAGGUUAGGAACCAGGAGCCGGCUAGCAAGCUGUACCAUCGUCACUCCACGGUACUGGCUGGGUCGUCUUCCGGAUCGUCCUUUGGCCGGGAGGAUGGAGUGGCUGUGGGAGGAACAGGUGGCGGACAAGCCGAACCGAACAAAACAUUCCGGCGCUACUCGGACACGAAGCUGCUGCAGAAGCAAUCACUCAGCUUCCCUCAGGAACCGCUCGCACUGUGUGAGAUUGGCACGCACACCAAAGAUCAGCUGCUGCUGAAUCCUAAAAGUAUCAUCUACGAUAUGACCAGCCUGCUUGGGCCACCGGUUGAUGCGAAGGACACGGCGAAUGGUGCCGAUCGGCCGGUGAUCGCUGAAAAUGCAAAUAAUCGGCAUCAUCACGCGCACCAUCACCAUCACCAUCAUCAUCAUCCGCACCAUCACCAUCGGCAUCAUCAUGCGUUCCAUCAUUAUCCUCAUUUAGCGCCGGAUGGCCGACCGAGCGAGGAUGGUACGCAGCAGAAUGCGAUUCAAACGACAGACAUCCAGUUCGAGAGUGGUGGCGCGUUGGAUGAUGACGCACUGGAGAUGAACAUCCAGGAUAUUCUCGAAUACGACCAGCUUCAGCAGCAGCAACAGCAGCAGCAGCAGCACUAUUACGCCCAGGACAAGCAGCACCGUGUUGGUGUUGAACAACGGCUGUCGUUGGAGAACAUUUUGCAAUCCUCGUACCAUGAUGAUCCUGGUACGGAAGCGAUACGACCGUACUACGAUCACCACGGCCACUCGAUGCUGUCGCUGAGUCUCGCUAGUAAACCGCAACCUGCGUCCUCCGCUCUGCUUCCGGGCAGCCGUCCACACGGUCAGGUGAUGUCCGCCCUGUCCACCGACUAUCCGUAUCCGCGCUCGACGAUGGCCGGUACCGUUGUCGUCGCUGAUAGCGAUCUGCACCGUCCCUAUCAGCAACCGUCACAUCCGCAAUUGCAGCAGCAGCGGUCGCACUGUUGCACCGAAACGCCGGACGCAAGUACGUUCGGUGGCGACAGCAACAAGCUGAAGCUGUUCAAAUCCCUGCCCAAUCUGAGUGCGAGCAGUGAAAACUUGCUGCCAUAGGCGCGGGGUCCCGUGGAUCGGAUCCCACGAAGGGAGAGAAAGUUCUAAUUAUUUAGCAUGAGGCUGGUCACGCGCUCACACGGCCGUGUGGGGUGUAAAGAGAUAAACGUAAUAUAUUUGUGAUUGUUCGCUAGAGUAAACCAAGCUGUAGAAGAUAUUUUAGCAGGGUUUUAUGCAUUAGCGAUGUGCGGGUACUCGCAUCGCUGGACAUAGAAGCGGGUUGGAUGAUUCGAUGUCCGACGAGUCACCGAAGGAGAUGGAGGUUAUCCAAGACGAUAGCGCAGCAGAAAGAGGGACGAAGCUAAAGCAAAUGGCGCCAAUUUUCCACUUUCCUGUUCUUGUAUUCUCUUUCUUCAGUAGUCACGUGUUAACGUUGAACUUGCAGCCCAACCCGUACUAAAACACACAGCAAUUAUAAAGUCCCAUUAUACAUUUUCCGUGAUUCUGGCGUCGACGACGGGCACGGCCCGCCGUUGGUACUGUACUGUAGAUAAAACUCUAUACUAAUAAUGAAACCCCCAAGUCAUACACCGAUAUAGCGCAAACGGUAGGAAUCUUGUGCCAGAGCUGAUCAGCAUAUGAACCUGGAUGGAUGGAGAUGGAAGCGAUGAACCAAAUUUUAACGAACGUUUGCAAAGAAUGAAUCAGUAGUGCAGGUAUACCCCGGAGCACCGUAAGAAGACGCGCUGGCGUUUUGUCUCCAUCCCACCUUAUGUUGUUCGGUUGAUAAAGAGCGAAGGGAUGGCUAGGUGAUUGAUUACCCCAUCGGAGUUUCUCAUUGCGCAAAGGAACGCGAAAUUAGCAGCAAGGUGUACAUUAAUUCUAGUGAUAACUGACUAAUGAAUAAUUAUUAACGCGAAUAUGUUACUGUUUCAUUUUACUAUUUAAAGUGU